Funneliformis geosporum is the source of this 195-nucleotide messenger RNA. Lineage: Eukaryota; Fungi; Glomeromycota; Glomeromycetes; Glomerales; Glomeraceae. The record is from the annotation of a GenBank genome assembly.
AUGCCUAGACAUUCCACCCAUUUCCCAUUAUCUCCCCAAGCCACUAUCCACCGCCAAAAUGAAGAUGAAUAUUGGUUUGAACCGAAGAAAUUCGGUACAGAGAUGCAUGAGAUUGUUCAAAAAAAUAUGUUUUCUCAAGUCUCAAGGGUCGCGACAGAUUUUUGGAAACAUGUUAAAGAACAUGAGCCAGAUUAG